Messenger RNA from Tachyglossus aculeatus (Australian echidna), 1861 nucleotides. It is a transcript of the gene ZNF512, whose product is annotated as zinc finger protein 512. Gene Ontology annotation, molecular function: zinc ion binding. The coding region runs from base 14 to 1828 and encodes 604 amino acids. The transcript is spliced from 14 exons. Lineage: Eukaryota; Metazoa; Chordata; Mammalia; Monotremata; Tachyglossidae. The record is from RefSeq and is a predicted model, not a curated record.
CGGUCGCGGCGUGAUGACGUUUCGGAAGCCCAGGCGCGGGGCGAUGCCUUCCGGAUCCCGCGCGGGCCCCGCGGCCCCUGGACCCACACACCCCAGGCAGCAAAAGAACAAAAGGACAGUGGGGGCCAAAAAGACAUGGGACGGCACCUUCCAGGAGACCAGCCCUGGCGAUGACUCUCUCAGCGACUCAUCCUCUGCCUCUUCCCGGGAGCCAGUGAGUGGUGGUCGCUCCUCCAUCCGUAAGCCCACCUACUGGCUGGAGAUGAGAGGGAUGAAGGCAGCUGCCCAUUCCAGUGCCGAAAAAAAAGUCACAGGAGGCGGGCCAUCCAAGGGGAGGAAGAAGCCCACCCAGGAGGAGGAUGAAGACUAUGAAGAGUUCCCCAGAAAGAAGCAAAAAGUUUCUGGGAGGAAGCAACGGGCCGGAGGUCAGCACAACUCCAAAUCCCCAGGCCGGCAUGUGAGGAAGGAGCCUCCGACGUAUGCAGCAGGCAGUGUCGAAGAGCAGUGGUAUCUGGAAAUCCUGGAUAAGGGCAGAGUCUCCUGUCCCACCUGCCGGGCGGUCGUGAGGAAGACGGUGGAGGGUCUGAAGAAGCACAUGAAAAACUGUAAACAGGAGAUGUUCACAUGCCACCACUGUGGGAAGCAGCUGCGGUCGCUGGCAGGGAUGAAGUAUCACGUCAUGGCAGAUCACAACAACUUGCCUAUCCUGAAAGCUGGAGGGGAAUUGGAUGAACCCAGUGAGCGGGAGCGACUCCGGAAGGUCCUGAAGAGAAUGGGGAAGCUCAAGUGCACGCGGGAGAGCUGUUCCGGUAGUUUCACCAGCAUCAUGGGCUACCUGUAUCACGUCAAGAAAUGCGGCAAAGGGGCUGCAGAGCUGGAGAAGAUGGCACUGAAAUGUCAUCACUGCGGAAAGGCCUAUAGGUCCAAAGCUGGACUCACGUACCACCUGAGGUCAGAGCACGGGCCUAUCUCCUUCUUCCCAGAACCGGGACGGCCAGAGAGCCUGCGGGAGCUGAGCCUGGAGCCGGACGCCGGGGGCCGCGUGCAGAGACGCUCGGCCAAGGUGGCCGUCUACUAUCUGCAGGAGCUGGCCAGCGCCGAGCUCGCCAAAGAGUGGCCCAAGAAGAAGGUGCUUCAGGACCUCGUGCCCGACGACAGAAAGUUGAAGUACACGCGGCCCGGCUUGCCCACCUUCAGCCAGGACGUCUUGUGCAAAUGGAAGUCUGAGAUCAAGAUGUAUCGGCGCGUCCAUUGUCCCAACCAGGGAUGCGAAUCUGUCUACAGCAGCGUGUCUGGCCUCAAAGCUCACCUGAGCACAUGCACACUGGGAGACUUUGUGGCCGGAAAGUACAAGUGCCUCCUGUGUGAGAAGGAGUUCGUGUCUGAGAGCGGCGUCAAGUACCACAUUAACUCCGUGCACGCCGAGGACUGGUUCAUCGUGAACACGGCGACGACCAAAAGCUUUGAGAAGCUAAUGAAGAUGCAGCAGCAGCAGCAGCAGCAGCAGCAGCAGCUGGAGGAGGAGGAAGAGGAGGAAGAGGAAGAGGAGGAGCAGCGGUGGCAGCAGCAGCGGAAGAGGAAACUCUUGCCCUGGGGCAGUAAGAAACAGCAGCAGCAGCAGCAGCAGCCCGAGGUCGAGCUGAUGCCGAAAGAGGCGAGCCCCAAGGGAGGGAAGGGGCGAAGGCGGAGCAAGAGGGGCCUGGGGUCCCCGGCGGUUCCCGCAGCGGCCUGCGAGAGCAGCGAGGAGGAGCCGGAGCCCGAGCCCGCGCCCGAGGCGGGCCGCAAAGCCCACCUCCCAAAGAACAGUCGUAAACGUGGAAGGAAAUAGCCAGCCGGGUCCAGAGCGUCUCUUGGCCGGGGA